UUAAUCUUUUUGAUCCAGUAGCCAUUGGCGAAUCCAGGAGUAUUAAAGUUCCAUUUUGAUUUUGGCGACGAUGAUGAACAGAGUUUAGAGAAAUUUGCAUUGAAGAAGAGAAGAUUUUUGGAUUUUGUGUAGUGGGAGAAGGGUAAACCCUAGCUUGGGAGGGACAUGAUCGGAUGCUCUAAGUAGCUUGUGAAUUAGAGAAAGAGCAAGUGAGCAAAUAUGAUGAACACUUCGAAUGGGAUGAUCUCUGGGCCUUCUUCUUCGUCAGCUUCGGCGGCGAAUCCUCAGUCUCCGGGAAUCAAAACGUAUUUCAAGACGCCUGAAGGAAAGUACAAGCUCCACUACGAGAAGACGCAUCCCUCUGGGCUUCUUCACUACACUCAUGGCAAAACCGUUACUCAGGUUUUGUGUAAGAAUAUCAAAUGCACAUUUCAUUUUUAUGUUUUGAAAGUGGUUUCUGAGAAUGGAUUUGUGAAAUUUUGGUGUCAGGUUACUCUAGCUCACCUUAAGGAUAAACCUGCUCCAUCGACACCAACUGGGACCUCGUCAAGUUCCACAGCUAGUAGCGGUUUCCGGUCAGCAACAGCAAGGUUAUUGGGUGGUGGGAAUGGUAACCGUGCGCUUAGUUUUGUUGGAGGUAAUGGAGGGGCUAAAAAUGUGGGUGCAAGUUCAAGGAUUGGGGCCUCAUUCGCUGCUUCUAGUUCUAAUACCUCAGCUACUAAUACAAAUUUCGAUGGGAAAGGAACUUACUUAGUCUUCAAUGUUGGUGAUGCUAUUUUUAUUAGUGACUUGAACUCGCAGGACAAGGAUCCAGUAAAGUCUAUACAUAUCAGCAAUUCAAACCCUAUGUGCCAUGCAUUUCAUCCAGAUGCUAAGGAUGGACAUGAUCUACUUAUUGGGCUGAACUCUGGGGAUGUCUACACCGUAUCACUAAGACAGCAGUUGCAGGAUGUUGGUAAGAAGCUUGUUAGUGCUCAGCAUUAUAACAAAGAUGGUUCUGUAAAUAACAGCCGCUGUACUAGUAUAGCUUGGGUGCCUGGAGGUGAUGGAUCCUUUGUUGCUGCUCAUGCCGAUGGAAAUCUGUACGUAUAUGAAAAGAAUAAAGAAGGUGCAACUGAUUCUUCAUUUUCUGCUAUAAGGGAUCCUACACAGUUUUCAGUUGACAAAGCAAAAUAUAGCAAGAGUAAUCCAGUAGCGAGAUGGCAUAUUGGGCAAGGUGCGAUUAAUAGCAUUGCAUUUUCAAAUGAUGGAGCGUACUUGGCAACUGUUGGAAGAGAUGGUUAUCUUCGAAUUUUUGAUUUUUCAACCCAAAAGCUAGUGUGUGGUGUAAAAAGUUAUUAUGGUGCUCUAUUGUGUUGUGCUUGGAGUAUGGAUGGAAAGUACCUUUUGACUGGAGGUGAAGAUGACUUGGUUCAAGUGUGGAGUAUGGAAGAUCGAAAGGUUGUGGCAUGGGGUGAGGGACACAAUUCGUGGGUAAGUGGUGUGGCGUUUGAUUCGUAUUGGUCGUCACCAAAUUCAGAGGGGUCUGGCGAGAAUGUCAUGUAUCGGUUUGGUUCUGUUGGUCAGUUUAACAGGAUACAGAUUGUAGAAUGAUUCUAGUGUAGGGGAGCGAUAAAGAGUGAGAGAAGUGAGAUGAAAUCUUUGAUUGGAAAUUUCAUGUAGACGAUGCUAUCACCCCAUAUGACCAAAAGAAAUUCCCAAUUAAAGAUUUCAUCUUACUUCCCUCAUGUGGCUUUUGCCAGAUUACGGGUAUAGAUUUGUUAAUCUGCUGGGUAGAAAUUUGUUAGAAAAUGGCACGCCCUGUGGUCAUUGUUUGAUAACUUAUACUAUGAUCAUCUUUGGGGUUUUGGGCCUUUUGGCUUGCAUUCCAUGUCUUUAUUCCCUUUUCUUGUGCCGAACAGGACACACAGUUACUGCUAUGGGACCUAGAAAUGGAUGAGAUUGUUGUUCCCCUACGGCGACCUCCAGGAGGAUCACCCACUUACAGCACAGGGAGUCAGUCCGCUCACUGGGACAACAUUGUUCCAAUGGGCACUCUUCAGCCAGCGCCGUGCAUGCGCGAUGUCCCAAAGCUCUCACCAGUAGUGGCUCACCGUGUUCACACCGAGCCCCUCUCGGGCUUGAUCUUCACCCAAGAAUCAUUGAUAACAGCUUGCAGAGAAGGCCAUUUAAAGAUCUGGACACGACCUGACACCCAGCCCAGCAGCAGCUCAGAAGCAACAAAUCCAACCACAAGCAAACCCUCGCUGACCAGCAAGGUUGGUGGUUCCAGUUAAUUCAGUCACCAUUUAAAUCAUAUUGUUUCAGGUCGUGGUUUCGAAAGGAAACCCUGUGAAUAUCUCUCCUCGGUACUGAAUCUGACUCUAUCGAUGUGUGGGAGAGAGGCUGAGACAUUUCUGGGGAUUGAUGGAGAUGAAAGGAGAUAAAGAGAGUUUUCAGAUGUAAUUAAGAGAAAACAGAUCUUUUGGAUUUUAGGGUUUAUAUCCAACAAAAGCUAACCAAAAACUAAUAAUUCAAGAUUGGUGCUUCGGAAGAAGACGCAAAAGUGUAUUUUCUUGCAGUUGCAAAACUGUUACGAAAUUUUUAAAGUUUUCCUAUUAUUGUUUCGAUUUAUGUAAAACCCUGAUUUUGGUCUUGAGGCACAUUUUUUGGAUAAUCUACAUUGGAUUAAAGAAAUUUCG
Messenger RNA from Arabidopsis thaliana (thale cress), 2681 nucleotides. Its product is annotated as Transducin/WD40 repeat-like superfamily protein. NCBI's taxonomy places the organism in Eukaryota, Viridiplantae, Streptophyta, Magnoliopsida, Brassicales, Brassicaceae. The coding region runs from base 220 to 1593 and encodes 457 amino acids. The transcript has 11 exons. The record is from RefSeq and is marked reviewed.